This is a messenger RNA of Oreochromis niloticus (Nile tilapia), 4162 nucleotides long. RefSeq lists its product as uncharacterized. Gene Ontology annotation, molecular function: nucleotide binding; DNA-directed DNA polymerase activity; DNA binding. NCBI's taxonomy places the organism in Eukaryota, Metazoa, Chordata, Actinopteri, Cichliformes, Cichlidae. Bases 1640 to 3466 code for a protein of 608 amino acids. The record is from RefSeq and is a predicted model, not a curated record. The transcript has 5 exons. Gene Ontology annotation, biological process: DNA replication.
GGGAGACCCUGAUUGGACAAACCAGGAGUGCACACCUUGAUAAGGAGACUCACCUGUGGCUGGGAUCACAAAGCUAUAUUGGGCAAACAACACCUCUAAAAAAACACUAGGUUCAAUAAGUUGUCCAAAAAAACCUACAGAAGCGGUGGCGAUAAGACCAAGCCUUACGCUAGGCCUGAGACAGAGUACGCAUCAUGUCAAGAACCGGGGCCAUCCGGAAUAACACAAAACAAAGUCGAUCACACAACCCCUUAUCACUAUGGGCCCCAUGAAGACCCCUUGAUGUUUUUGGAAUAUUUACGCAAUAUUGAACUCCCAGAACAACAACAAGAAAAACCACAACCUUUGGGCAACAUCGGAGACUCGGAAGAAUUCUUCAUCACCGGACCACACAUACCAGCGAGUGAGUGUCUGCCUAGUGAUUUCAGCGAUGUUUUUGAGUACACUCUAUCAGAUUUCAAUAUAAAUGACAUACCCGCCACGCCAGAAUGUCUCAGAUACAACAACAGUGAUUCAGACAUAGGUUUUGAAGAAGGUUGCAUAACAGACUCACAAAUAUCACAGGCAUAUGAUGCAUACUUAAACGCAGCAAACCCCUCUACUUUUGAACAGAGCCAUUAUGCUUCAAAAAAUUAUAUAUUAUCUUUGAUCGAUGCUAAACUUAGUCAGCAUCAACGAGAAAUAGCAGCUAAACUUAACCAAGAUCAAGAAGCACCACGGGGCAACUUGCAAGAAAUAGCACGGGUUCUAACUAGUAUCCAGCAGGCAAUAAACAAUACCUCAGGUUUAUUACGUCUCAUUAAUACCACCAUUCUAAAUAGGUGACUUUUAAAAUCCACAUCAUGGACCCACCCCGUAAAUUAUUCAAACACAAUGAUGGUACUGCCACUCGAACUAAAUGGUUUGAGGCUUUUAACCAGGCGGCUGCACAAUUAGUAAGCAAUUGUCAAGUUUUGCAUGCAACACUUAGUAGUCUCGCUGCAGCACGCAGUGGUGUGUCUAAUGAGCGUCCUUGUCCAACUCAUUCUGAACCUAUUGCUGAUGAUGCUGGUGAUCAUGCAUCCGAAACACAUCCGAUUUGGCCGUUGCCACGGAUGUUGCUGUUGCACGGACUGCUGUUACUCAGGCUACCGAUGAUUGUCUUAUUACUGAGCCUUCUUUCACCCCUGAACGGGUGGGUGCACCUAGCGCACAUGCUUAUCUGGGUGCUAACGCUACUGCAUCUGCUGCUGCUGCUGCUGCUGUUGCUGACGCAUCACCACACAGCCCCUCAAACAAUGGAAAUUCCUUAAGUGUUAACCAUUCACAAACAGGUGCUGCAGCAGUCGGGCCCGUUGUUCAGUCGGGGUCUGGCAGUCACAGUCAGCUUAGCAUCAGAGAGAUACCUAAUUUCAACGCCCGUGAACUGCGCAAGCGCCUUGAUUUUAGGGACAUAAGUCUUGAUGAUCCAGAACAAGUGCCAGAAAGAGUUAGAAGCUGCUUAGCUAACGUGAUAGAUAGAGCAGUGGCAGGAUCUCAGCAGGGUUGUGUUCUAAAUGUGGUCCUGCGGGGGCCCUCGUUGGCUUCUGAUGCUCAAGCUGUUAUAAAUCCUGAUGAUCAGUAUGACCCUGACCUGUUUCUCGACCAAAUAGCACAAGUUAUGCAAAAUAAUGACGAAUCUAUCGGUGAUGAUGAAUUAGAGUUUAUUGUCACGGUUGCACAAAACAGUAGCGGCGGCGGUGUUCGCUUAAAACUGGCUAACAUCCCUCAUGAUGAGAUUCUCUCAAAGAAGGGUAAACAUUUGUACACACCAAACAAUACGCACAACAAUUUGUGCUUCUCCCUUUGCAUAGCACAUUCAUUAAACCCAACAGCCCCCGAGCAUGAAAAACAUGCUACUGCUAAACAGUUACAUGCUCAAGUAGGUCUAUGUGACACACAGGCAGUAUCAUUUUCUGAUGUCGGCAAAUUUGAGAAACACCUAAACAUUAAGAUAGUAAUCUAUUAUCACGCAGCAGGACGUAAACGCCUGCGUACUUUUUUCACACAUGAUGAUCCAAAUCCAAACACUGUAAUGAUGUACCUACACAAUGAACACUAUCACCUGAUUGAAAUUUUUCUCGGGGCAGCCUAUGUGUGUAAUUUUUGUUACAAUACAUAUGAAAGACCACUCUAUCACAGCUGUAAACAUAGAUGCAACGUAUGUUUCACACUCUGUCACCACCACAGAGGUCCCACCGUGAAAUGCGGUGACUGUAACCGCAUCUGCAAAUCACAACACUGUUACCAACAACACAAAUUACCAGAAAUAAAACACAACAUGGUACCGUGCGACAAUAUGAAGCAUUGCAUGAGUUGCAGUGUCACAUAUAAAGAAUCAAAGAAAUCACCACACAGAUGUGUCCAGCCUAAAUGCGAGCACUGCCGCGAGCCUAAAUUAGCCGGGGACUCUGAACAUCAGUGUUUCAUACAGCCUGUUGAACAACAGAACCCUUGUGAUAAAUAUAUUUUAUAUGAUUUUGAGACACGGUAUCACAACGGCAAACAUGAGGCCAACUUUGUGUGUGCGUCUGAUCUGAAGGGCAACAAGUUCACAUUUAAUACAUUAAAAUGUGUGGCGGCGUUUGUGCAGCAUUACAGACGCCCGAGGUUUCGUGGGUACACAUUCAUAGCCCAUAACGCAUCUGGCUUUGAUAACUACAUACUUUUGGAGUACUUUGUCAAGCAGCAUAUAACACCUACCGUCACAAUGAGAGGGAGCCGUGUGAUUUUGAUGCAUGACGCGGACUAUGACCAGCGAUGGAUUGAUUCGUUCAGCUUUUUGCCCAUGGGUGUUGCUAAAAUACCCUCUGCUUUAGGUUUUCAAGACCUCCAGAAGGGCCAUUUCCCACACAGAUUCAACACUAGGGAUAACCAGUAUUAUGUUGGCCCAUACCCAGACCCCUCCUUCUAUGGCUAUGAGCGCAUGUCUGAAAGUGGUAAGGCGAGCUUCAUGGAAUGGUACCAGACCGCUUCACAGAACACCUUUGAUUUUCAGGCUGAACUCAGGCGCUACUGUGUUAACGAUGUUGAUGUCCUGCGUAAAGCAUGCACCAUAUAUCGUGACACUCUGCUGGGUUGUACACAAGUUGAUCCAUUCAUGCACACCACCCUGGCUGCAUUCAGUAUGGGAGUGUAUAAAACACUGUUUCUGCCUAGAGACACGCUUGCUCUCACGUAUGACGGUGCAUACGUUGAACAGAAUAAGACAUUUUCAAAUGUCUCUAUUGAAUGGCUUCAAUAUGUGUCCCACACCACCAACACAGUGAUAAAACACGCUCUCAGAGGAGGUGAACAGCGGGUUGGGCCAUAUUUUGUGGACAGCUUUGACCACACAAGUAACACGGCUUACGAAUUUGCAGGAUGUUUUCACCACGGAUGUGUUAAAUGCUACCCCGAGAGUGAAGUAAAUCCUGUCCUAUGGACUGCUGCAUCGUAUGUUUUGUGACAAAGUGGAUGCACUGAGAUCACAAUACAGUUUGAGCGUUGUUGUGAUGUGGGAGUGCGAAUGGGCUGCCUUGAAGCAGACAGACCCUGCAGUCGUAGCUUUCAUGCACACAUACAGAAAGCCAGAACGCCUGAAUCCCCAAGACGCCCUUUUUGGCAGUUGCACAAAUGCUCUAAAACUGUACCACAAGGUUGCGUGUGAUGAAAAAAUAUUUUACUAUGACUUCACCAGUCUGUAUCCCACAGUGCAAUCUAAAAAAGAUUAUCCUGUAGGACAUCCUCAAAUCAUUUACAGCAACUUUGACAAGCUAGAAAAUUAUUUCGGUUUUGUUAAAUGCACAGUACUGCCACCAAGAGGGCUUUUUCACCCCGUCCUUCCCUACAGGUGCCACGGCAAACUGAUGUUUCCACUCUGCAGCAUGUGCGCUGAAGACCAGAACCAGCACACUGCAUGCGGGCACAGUGACAGUGAACGGGUGUUGAAAGGUACAUGGGUCUCAUUUGAGCUUGAAAAAGCUGUUGAGAAAGGAUACAAGCUUGUUUCUAUUGAUGAGGUGUGGCAUUUCCCCAACAAGACCGACACAUUGUUUAAAGACUAUGUGAAAGCCUUUCCCAAAACUUAAACAGAAGGCCUUGGGGUAUUCUUCACUUCCGGCGCCCCCCGUGUGCGGCAGCCUGUUACAGCAGCUCUGCUCAU